Molecule: messenger RNA, 8093 nt
Organism: Hemibagrus wyckioides
Lineage: Eukaryota; Metazoa; Chordata; Actinopteri; Siluriformes; Bagridae
Product: gephyrin-like
Exons: 26
Coding region: 83-2638 (851 amino acids)
Biological process (GO): postsynaptic neurotransmitter receptor diffusion trapping; molybdenum incorporation into molybdenum-molybdopterin complex; establishment of synaptic specificity at neuromuscular junction
Cellular component (GO): cytosol; dendrite; cytoplasm
Molecular function (GO): molybdopterin molybdotransferase activity
Source: RefSeq, a predicted model, not a curated record
AAGCGCGUCUUUGCCCGUCCCCGCGGUUCGAGGCGUUCGGUGCUCGGCUCUUCUCCCCGUGAGCCUGAGAACGUUUGGGAACAUGGCGUCAGACGGAAUGAUUUUAACUAACCACGACCACCAAAUCCGAGUCGGAAUAUUGACAGUAAGUGACAGCUGUUUCAGAAACCUUGCUGAAGACCGAAGUGGAGUCAACCUUAAAGAUCUCGUUCAUGACCCAUCCUUGCUUGGAGGCAUAAUAUCUGCAUACAAAAUAGUACCUGAUGAGAUAGACGAAAUCAAGGAGACUCUAGUGGACUGGUGUGAUGAGAAAGAGCUUAACCUUAUCUUGACCACUGGUGGAACUGGCUUUGCUCCUCGUGAUGUUACACCAGAGGCUACAAGGGAAGUGAUUGAGCGUGAAGCUCCAGGGAUGGCCCUUGCCAUGCUUAUGGGCUCGUUAAAUGUUACACCUCUUGGCAUGCUGUCCAGACCUGUAUGUGGCAUCAGAGGCAAAACUCUCAUCAUUAAUCUACCUGGCAGCAAGAAAGGCUCACAGGAGUGCUUCCAGUUCAUCUUGCCUGCUCUGCCUCAUGCCAUUGAUCUUCUGCGUGAUGCUAUAGUUAAAGUGAAGGAGGUUCACAAUGCGCUGGAGGACCUGCCCUCACCCCCACCACCCCUCUCACCUCCCCCUGUCACCAGCCCACAUAAACAGACUGAGGACAAGGGCAUCCAGUGCGAGGAGGAAGAAGAGGAAAAGAAGGACAGUGGUGUUGCCUCGACUGAGGAUAGUGGUUCCUCACAUAUCACAGCAGCUGCUAUCGCUGCAAAGAGUGUGUUCCAUCCCACUCAUGCUGUUGUCAUGGCCAAAGGGGGGCAGCCAUUGACUUGCUUCGUCCCUCCCACCACCCUUCCCUCUCAUUUCACCUGCAACUGUGGAGACAAGAUUCCAGAUGCCAUUAUUUCUCGGGGUGUACAGGUGUUGCCACGGGACACAGCAUCUCUCAGUACCACCCCCUCAGAGUCUCCCCGUGCUCAGCAGUCCCGCCUGUCCACUGCUUCCUGCCCCACUCCCAAAGCAUCACAGAGAGAGUUCAGGGCACACUUGGAUGAGGUCAUCACACUCAAGUCAAGGUACUCUACCUUGGACCAGCUCCAUUCCAGGCUGGAGGGGCUCAGAGCUGAUCACAGGAGACAUAGGACCUACAAAGUACAGUCACGGUGUGGCAGCAAAGAGAACAUCCUAAGGGCAAGUCAUAGUGCAGUAGACAUCACAAAGGUGGCACGAAGACACCGCAUGUCCCCAUUUCCCCUUACCUCCAUGGACAAGGCCUUCAUCACUGUGCUGGAGAUGACCCCUGUUCUUGGUACUGAGAUCAUCAACUAUAGAGAUGGAAUGGGUCGAGUCUUAGCUCAGGAUGUCUAUGCCAAAGACAAUUUGCCUCCUUUUCCAGCUUCAAUCAAAGAUGGCUAUGCUGUUCGAGCUGCCGAUGGCCCAGGAGAUCGAUUUCUCAUUGGGGAGUCCCAGGCUGGGGAACACCCUACUCACACAGUGAUGCCAGGACAGGUAAUGAGGGUGACAACGGGAGCUCCUAUCCCAUGUGGAGCAGAUGCUGUUGUGCAAGUGGAGGAUACAGAGUUACUGCGAGAGUCUGAGGAUGGCACAGAGGAAUUAGAGGUGCGGAUUCUCGUGCAGGCACGUCCAGGCCAGGACAUUAGGCCAAUUGGGCAUGACAUAAAACGUGGUGAAUGUGUACUGGCCAAAGGAACACACAUGGGCCCAUCUGAAAUUGGCCUGUUGGCCACUGUGGGAAUCACUGAGGUGGAGGUUCACAAGUUCCCUGUUGUGGCAGUUAUGUCCACUGGCAAUGAAUUGUUGAAUCCUGAAGAUGACCUCCACCCAGGGAAGAUCAGGGACAGUAACCGCUCUACUCUGCUGGCUACCAUCCAAGAGCAUGGCUACCCCACAAUUAACCUUGGAAUUGUUGGAGACAACCCAGAUGAUCUGUUGAAUGCCCUGAAUGAGGGAAUAAGCCGUGCAGAUGUCAUCAUUACAUCUGGAGGAGUGUCUAUGGGAGAGAAAGACUACUUGAAGCAGGUUCUGGACAUUGAUCUCCAUGCCCAAAUCCACUUUGGUCGAGUGUUCAUGAAGCCAGGUUUACCUACAACAUUUGCCACCUUAGACUUCGAUGGCACACGGAAGCUUAUCUUUGCCCUGCCAGGUAAUUUCACCUACAGAGACACAGGGGUGACACUCCUUGAGGCCAUGCCCAUGAGCAACAGCGAGGCAAGCAGGCUACCUGUUUCUCCUCCCCCACGAAGAAGUAAUCCAGUGUCUGCAGUUGUCACCUGUAAUCUCUUUGUUAUCCCUGCUUUGCGAAAAAUGCAGGGUAUUCUGGACCCAAGGCCAACAAUCAUCAAAGCUAGGCUCUCCUGUGACGUUAAGUUGGACCCGCGCCCAGAGUACCACCGCUGUAUAUUGACGUGGCAUCACCAAGAGCCCCUACCUUGGGCACAGAGUACAGGCAAUCAAAUGAGUAGUCGGCUAAUGAGCAUGCGCAGUGCCAACGGUCUUCUGAUGUUGCCCCCUAAAACAGAGCAAUACGUGGAGCUGCACAAAGGCGAGGUGGUGGACGUCAUGGUCAUAGGGCGUCUAUGAUGUCAUCGUAGAUAUUACAUAACCAGAAAAGAUAUAUGUGGUGCAUGUCCACAUAUUUAUUAUAUUGUAAUAUGCAAUUGCACAGUUAUUUUUAUUAUUUUUUUCUAUUUGGAUAAAAGUUAAUGAAGUAUUAUCAACUUUGCAAACAAUAGCAAACUUAUGGAGAGACAUAAUAUUUCAGCAACAGAGGAACACUAUAUAUAUAUAUAUACAUAUAUAUAUAUACACACACACACGGAUCAGGCAUAACAUUGAGGCUUAACAUGUCAGGCUUAACAUAGCACUGACAGGUGGGAUAAAUUAGGCAGCAAGUGAACAUUUAGUCCUCAAAGUUGAUGUGUUAGAAGCAGAAAAAAUUGGCAAGCAUAAGGAUUUGAGCAAGUGUGACAAGUUGACAAGGGCCAAAUUAUGAUGGCUAGACGACAGAGCAUCUCCAAAACUGCAGCUCUUGUGGGGUGUUCUGUAUCUAUCAAAAGUUGUCCAACGAAGGAACGGUGGUGAACCGGCAACAGAUGAUGAUGAUGCACGUGGGGAGCAAAGGCUGGCCCAUGUGGUCUGAUCCAACAGACAAGCUGCUGUUGCUCAAAUUGCUGAAGACAUUAAUGCUGGUUCUGAAAGAAAGGUGUCAGAAUACACAGUGCAUUACAGUUUGUUGCGUAUUGGGCUGCAUAGCUGCAGACCAGUCAGGGUGCCCUCUGCUGAAAGCGCCAAGAAUGCACUUCAGAACUGGACCACGAAACAAUGGUAGAAGGUGCACAAAGCAAACAAGUCCAAUCCAUGAAGGCCCCACUACACAACUGACAGGACUUAAAGGAUCUGCUGCUAACAUCUUGGUGCCAAAUGGCUCCAUGCCCCAAUGGGUCAGCGCUGUUUGGGUCAUAAUGUUAUGCCUGAUCGGUGAGUUUGUGUGUGUGUGUGUGUGUGUAUGUAUAUAUAUAUAUAUAUAUAUAUAUAUAUAUAUAUAUAUAUAUAUAUAUAUAUAUAUAUAUAUAUAUAUAUAUAUAUACACACAUUAAAUGGAUAUAAAAAGUCAAAUCCUCCCAAUAUAAAUUGCUGAAGGGGAGGACACUGUAGAAAGACCUGGUGCAUACCCCUUAACUCAUACUUUGGUAAACAUAUUCUUGCAUAUAUUCUUGAUGGAGAAAGAUCUUGUCGUUCAUUUUUCAGCAGGGGUGUGUAAACUUUUUAUAUCCACUGUUUAUGCAUUUGUGUUUAAGUAUAUGUAUGUAUAUGUACAUAUACAAAACAUGGCCAGAUGUUUGUGGACACCUGACCAUAACACUUAUGUGUGCUUUUUGAAACUUCCAUUCCAGAUUUAGCUCCCCUUUUCUGUAAUAAUUACGUCCACUUUUUUUUUGGAAGGCUUUCCACUAGAUUUUGGAAUGUGUUUUGCAAUGGGGAUUUGGCCAUUCAGCCUUAAGGGCUGGCACUGUUGUUGGGCAAGGAGGCCUGUUUGCCUAACAGUUGUUCAGUGUUCCAGUUCAUCCCAAAGGUAUUCACUGUGGUUGAGGCCAGAGCCUCACAUACAGAGGAACAUACUAAUACUAGGUAUGACCCCCUUUUGCUCACACAACAGUCAAUUCCACAAAGUCUUUCCAUGUUGACAUUUGGUCCAUGUUAAAUUUGUUGUAUAUUGAUGUUAAGCAUUCAGAUAAUGGAUGAUUAUCAUUAUGGCCAGUUUUUCUGAUGAUGGCUAAUUCCAGCGUGAUAAUGCACUGAGUCACAAAGCACAAGAUGUCUCAAACCUGUUCCAUUAACAUGUCAAUGAGUUCAGUGUAUUUACUGUAGGUGGCCUCCCAGUCACCAGAAUUGAAUAGAGCAUUGAGCUUUGAGAAAUGGUCUAAUGGGAGGUUCAGCUAAAAAAAAAAUCUACAGCAAUUAUGUGAUGCAGCCAUGUCAACAUGGACCAGAAUCACAUAGGAAGGUUUCCAACACUUUAUAGAAUUUAUGCAAUAAAGCACUGAAGCUAUUUUGAGAGGAAUGGUGUUCUACGCAGUGUUAGUGUUGGUUAUGUACAUACAUACAUACUGGUUAUAAUUUUUUGCACACAAAACAUAAUAGCAAUUAAUUUAUGAAACGUACCAUGAAUCUUUUUUUUCUUCCCGAGAUGGUGAACUUGUUAAGCCGGUAGAUAUAUAACUGACUCAUACACAGGGCAAAUAUUGACUGUAAAAACAAAUGUAUGGUGUGCUAUAAGUGCCUAAUCAGAGUGUUAAAGAUUUUGGCUAAUUUUGCAAUUAUAUUAAAUUAGAUCUAGAUUAUUCCAGUAAGGCCAAUGCUUUUUUAUUCACCAUGCCAUCGUUUCGAUAAGCUUAUGCAAUGUCACAACAUUUAUUUUCCAUCUAGAGUUGCACUAAUUUCUUACGCCUAUAUACACACAUUUUCCAUGAAAGGACAUAAUUGUAUUGCUUAAAUGAGCUGUAAAAUUAUUAAAAUAAUUUUUUUUAAUUACUUUUGCUUGAAAAUAAGGAUUUGGUCUUUAAAUUUCUUCAGAGUAUCCUCACAUUGCAGCAGUUAAGUCCUUCCAGAUCUUUGCCAUGUUGUCUUUCAAUUUGUUGAGGUAAUGAAAAAAUCUCACCUUAUGCUUCUUGAACUGGUUAGAUGUAUGGUGACUUUUAGGAACCAUAUGGUCAAGCUGCUCCCUUAACAGCUCUAUUAGGAGUGAGACCUGAUGACUGUGCACACUAGUCCGUUACAGAUAGAAUACCAGCUGACUGCUUCUUCUCCAAAUAGUUUUUGCAUAAUUGGAGUUGUGCUUUGGUCCACUGUCUUGCUGUAGGAGUAAAUUGUUUGCAGUCAACUACUGUCCACAGGGUAUGGCAUGGUGUUGCAAAAUGGAGUGAUAGCCUUCCUUGUUCAAAAUCCCUUUUAUCAUGCAUCAAUCUUCCAAUUUAGCACCACCAAAGCAUCCCCAGACCAUCACUAAUCCUUCACCAUGUUUGACACACAUGUUUCUCAUGCUUGAGAAUCUGAAGUGCACUGGGGCCUUGCACUUCUCUUUCUAUCCUGGUUAAAACCAGUUUGUGCUGUACUUUGAAGAGAGUAAGAUAUAUUGCUGUAUGAACUCAUUAGUUUCAAGGCAAUCUGUUACACAGAAUAGCCAACAUUUCUUUGAACAAGAUUAGACAAAUGAGUUUUAGAAGAGAUUUGUAUUUUCUGCUAAUUUUGAGUUUUUAGUUGUACCCACAAAAGCUAGCCUAAGAAAAUGAUUAAUUAGCCUUUCAGCAUUACAAUGUGCUGUUGGAACACAGAUGUGAUGGUUGUGGAAAAUAACCUUUACAUCAUCUGUAGAUAUUCCAUUGAAAAUCAGUGUCCAGCUAUAAUGGUAAUUUACCAUCAUGUCCAGUCUGUAUUUUUGAUCAAUUAAUUGUUAUUUUGUGUAAUAUUGUUUAUUUCAAAAGCAAGGGAAUUUCAAUGUGACUCCAAACUUUUGAUCAGUAGUGUAUGUUUGAUUUCUUCUAUAUUUGUGUUGCCACAAUUAAUUGGUUCAGAUCUUCAUAUGAAAAUGGAAUACACCCUAAGUAAACACAAAGUUUUAAACAAUCAUUUAUUAAAGGAAAACAGGAAGUUAUCCAACAGCAACUGGCCCUAUGUGAAAAAGUAUUUGCCUGCUUAAUUUUGCAUUCAACCAAUUAACCAAACCAGGGUUGAUAACUGCCAGAUCUGUGAAAUCUAAACAAUAUAACAGCCUUGUGAUAGAAUCUUAAUAGUCAACAAGCAGAACUCUAUGCUGCAAUAAUAAGAAAUACCUGAAGAGAUGAGAAAGAAGGUUAUUGAAUUAUAUCACUCUACAAAGUGUUACAUCGCAAUUUCUAUGGCUCUGGGGCCCCACCAAACUACAUUAAGAACCAUUUUCUCCAAAUGGAGAAAACUUGGAUCUGUGUUGAAUCUUCCCAGAAGUGGUAGGCUGUCCAAAAUUCCUCUAAGAGCUCAUUGAGGACUCAUCCAGGAUGCCAUAAAACAAGUCAGACAAAUGCAUGCCUCAAACAAGGUCAGUCUUCAUAAUGGAUCACAUUAAACCUGGCACAGAGGCUGCACAGCAUCCUAAAUAAGAACAUCAUACCAGCAGUUAAUGGUGGUGGUAAUAUGAUGAUGUGUAGAUGCUUUGCUGCUUCAGGGCCUAGGUGACUUGACAUAUAUAAAAGAAUCAUGAAUUCUGCUUUCUAACAGAAAAUUCUGAAGGAGUAUGUCUAGCUGUAGGUUAGUGAUCUGAGGCUUAUGCACAUUGGGUCAUGUAGCAAGAUAACAAAUAUGAAGCACAUGAGCAAGUCCACUUCUGAAUGACUCAAAAGAAACAAAAUGAAGGUUUUUUGGCCUAGUGGCCAAGUCCUUUCUUGAACUCCAUUGUUCAUGAUUGAAAGCCCUCCAACAUGACUAAAUUUAAGCAAUGUGAGAGACUAUUACUGUGUGACAACUGUGAGAGUUAUUAAAAGCAUUUAGUUGCACUUGUUGCUUCUCAAGGUUACACAACUAAUUAUGUUUAGGCCCUUAGUACAGAAGGACUUUUUCACAUGGGUGUUAUAGGUGGGUUUUUUUGUUUGUUUGUUUUUUGUUUGUUUGUUUUUUGUUUUGUUUUUUCAAAUAAAUUAAAUGUUAAAAACAGUGCUUCACUCUUCUUGUUCUGCUCGUCAUAUUUUUAUGAGGAUCUGUAACCAUUUAGUGACAACUAAGUGAAAAUGGGGAGAAACAUAUUUGUCAUUGGUGGAGAAUUAUGCUUUGAGGAAGAAAGACAUUUGAAAUGUUAGCACAGACAGGUUUAGUUCUUAGACAUGCUGGAGUGCUCUCAGAUUUCCUCAAGGUGGAUUACGGUUACCAAUCUUCUGCCUUUACCCUAUUCUGUAUGCACAAAAAUGACUAAUGGCACAAAGCCUGGGUCACUAAGGAGAUUGUGUGGCUUAGAAAAUUUUGAAGAAGGAGGAGGUCACUGAGCAAUGACAAAAUGUACAUCAAAGUUAGAGGAGACUAAAGUAAUCAGCAAAGAUGUUUUUUUCUAUUACUGAAAUGUGCUGUCAGUCAGUCUAGAAUACUUUAAUGACCACAUCUCCCCAUAUUAUUAAUUUAAUAAUAGAUUUAAUAUUAAUAUUAUUGUGAAUUAUACCCACAAGUCCUAUGAAUUAUUCACAACUCCUGAUUCAGUUUAUCAACAAUUUAUUAAGCUCUAGAUUGGUUGGGUCAGGUGUUUUGUGAAGAGUGAAAAUUAUUUUUUUUAAAAAGGUGGGCAAACAGCUUAGCCCACACUUUGAGGCUUGUACGGCUGGGACAUUUACUUGUUUGACUUUAAAAGGAGGAUACAGCUUAUUUAAAGGCUGACAGUGUUUUUAACUUAUACACAAAAUGUACAGUCAUAUAUGCUACACUAAUGUACAUAUCUUGACCAGCACUCCUGAAAUAUUGAAACAAUGAGGAGAAAACCCCUGUACUAUAUAAAAUGUUUUCUGUAAUGAUAUUAAAACAU